ACACUCGCCAAUCGUGCUUCUCAACAUGUAUAUAUAACGAUGCCUGUUUCUCUCUCCCCUGACAUGUACAGCGAGUAGAGUGUAAAUACGGCUGCAGAUUCAGCGAGUGUUCUGGAGAUAAGGCUAAACCAGUGGAACCCCCGCCUACGCGUCAAGAAGCAAGCCAUCUCUCAGGUCUGCUGUGUUUUUUUUUCGGGGGAAGUGUAAAAAUGAGUGACGGUCCCAUUCUUGUUCGUUUGAGGAGGAACCAGUCGGGAUCACAGUGGGGAUUUCGACUGCAGGGGGGAUAUGACCAAGGCUCCUGUUUAUAUAUUCAGAAGGUGAACCCUAAAAGUAUUGCCUACAAAAGCGGACUACGCGUCGGAGAUGGAAUAUUACGGAUAGGGAACACACCAGCACAAUACCUCAACCACCAAGACGCCAAGAUGGAGAUCAUCAGGGCUGGAAAUGAGCUGGACUUUGUUGUUCAGAGGAACGUAGUAGAUCUGGGACAAGGCGAUCACGUGGACGCUCCUACACUUCCUACAAGGGAAUCCAACCAAUCCACAGUCGAGGAAGAAUCUACCGCUUACCGCGGGUACACUAACCCCAACGUCCAGUCGAGAUCUUUCAAAAUCCUACAACAGUCCCUCAACUAUUCCGAAGCUUCAGGUGGUAGCUCUCCAUCGGAGACCGCCAAGGAACGUGUGUUUUCCCUCAGUGACUUAGUACAAUUCGUAGAAUGUAUGUAUUGCAUUCUCUACUAAGGAAAUGCAGAAAGUCAAAUUACGUAUUGGCACACAAAAUGCUUUUAUAUUCUGGCUGUUUUCUUUAGUUUAUUGCUUUUGCUUUAAGCAGUUUUCUUGUGUUGUUUUUGAAUUAUUGUAGCUGCGGUACUGUAGCUCUCUGGGAAAAUGGCCAUGAGAAUAAACCAAUCUUUUCUCCCCGAGGACUACAGUUCCGCGGCUAUGUUUUUGACUGAAUUAUAUGAAUUUUCCUUUUCUUUUCAGACCAGUGAAAUGUACAGUCGUAUUCUCAUGUCCAUCAUCAACAAAACUGCGCAACAUCAUACACUGGAAAUACUCAGUCUAACUACGAAGUAGCCUAAUUUUUUUUUCGUCCACUGCCAGAAGGACAAACUAAAUGUCGCUGGCCGAGCUCUAGCCGAUAUUGACCUUUUACUAAGAUAACAACCACAGCGAUUAUUGCGUGACCUAUCUAGCAUGCCCCCUUCUGUGAAUCUUUCCUGUUUGUUUUUUGUUGUUUGUACCGUUGAGUGUCUGUCCGUGACAAUCCUUCAGUUGUUGUAGUUUGUGUAUUUUAUUUUUGAAUUUUCAUUUGUUUGUUUGUUGUUACUUUGCAAUGAUUCGUCGAUAUGUAUUAUUAUUGUUAUGGAUAUUGUGAUGUAAUUAAUUUGAUAUCUAUACACGAGAUUUAUAUUUGUACAAUAUUAAUCUAUAUUCCUGGAGAGUUCGUGUAUAUUUGUACAAAUAAAUUAAAAAAAUCAACCUACAAAAUAA
This is a messenger RNA of Ostrea edulis (European flat oyster), 1499 nucleotides long. RefSeq names its product PDZ domain-containing protein 11-like. Bases 210 to 746 code for a protein of 178 amino acids. Lineage: Eukaryota; Metazoa; Mollusca; Bivalvia; Ostreida; Ostreidae. Gene Ontology annotation, molecular function: muscle alpha-actinin binding; actin binding. Gene Ontology annotation, biological process: muscle structure development; actin cytoskeleton organization. The record is from RefSeq and is a predicted model, not a curated record. The transcript is spliced from 4 exons. Gene Ontology annotation, cellular component: filamentous actin; stress fiber; Z disc.